UGGUGCAGCCGCCUCCAGCUCAUUUACCUGCGCGCCUGCCCGCCUGCCGCUCGCUGCCCCGCCAUGUCUUGCUACAUCUACCAGCUGCCCUCUUGGGUGCUGGACGACCUGUGCCGAAACAUGGACACGCUCAGCGAGUGGGACUGGAUGCAGUUCGCCUCCUAUGUAAUCACAGACCUGACCCAGCUGCGGAAGAUCAAGUCCAUGGAGCGGGUGCAGGGCGUGAGCAUCACGCGGGAGCUGCUGUGGUGGUGGGGCAUGCGGCAGGCCACCGUCCAGCAGCUUGUGGACCUCCUGUGCCAUCUGGAGCUCUACCGCGCUGCCCAGAUCGUCCUGAACUGGAAAUCAGUUCCUGAAAUCAGAUCUUCCAUCCCAGGCUUCCCAAACACCGUGAAGUCAGGAAGACCUUUGGCAGCUUCUGUAAGAAACGCCGAGGACGAGCAGGGAAAGGGGCAGCCAAUGAGGCCGAAUUCUUUUCCGGACCCAGGCUUUUCUCCAGCCAGAGCCCACCAGCAGGCCUCUGUCCUGCCUCCUUCUGAAGAGGAUAUCCCUUAUUCCUUAAAAACUGACCUCACUGCUUCAUCUGAUUCAAAGGAUUUCAGCACCUCCAUUCCUAAGCAGGAAAAACUUUUGAGCCUGGCCGGAGAAGGCCUUUUCUGGAGCGAGGCAGAUGUGGUCCAGGCAACUGAUUACUUCAACCAAAACCACAAAAUCAGCGAGGGUGCCUUUGCUGACGUCUACAGAGGGCAAAGGCACGGGACGCCAUUUGUCUUCAAGAAGCUCAGAGAGACAGCUUGUUCAAGUCCAGGAUCAGUCGAAAAAUUCUUCCAGGUGGAGGUACAAAUCUGUCUUAGAUGCUGCCACCCCAACAUCUUACCUGUGCUGGGCGUCUGUGCCGGAAGACAGUUUCACAGCUUGAUCUACCCCUACAUGGCAAAUGGUUCUUUACAGGACAUACUCCAUGGUCAGAGUGGUUCUGACCCCCUCCCAUGGCCCCAGCGCAUCAGCGUCUGCUCAGGGCUGCUUCGUGCUGUCAAGCACUUGCACAGCCUGGAGAUCAUCCACAGCAACAUCAAGAGCUCCAAUGUUUUGCUGGACCAAAAUUUCAUCCCCAAGCUGGCUCAUCCAAUGGCUCACCUGUGUCUCGUCAACAAAAGGUCAAAAUACACCAUGAUGAAGACCCACCUUUUCCAGGCUUCAGCUGCAUAUCUGCCAGAAGAUUUCAUCAGGGUGGGGCAGCUGACAGAGCGCGUGGACAUCUUCAGCUGUGGGAUAGUAUUAGCCGAGGUUCUCACUGGCAUCCCUGCAAUGGAUAAUGACCGAAACCCAGUUUACCUGAAGGAUCUGCUCCUUACUGAAAUUCCAAGCAGCACCGCCUCACUCUGCUCCAGGAAGACGGGCAUGGAGAAGGUGAUAGCCAAGGAGAUCUGCCAGAAAUACCUGGAGAAGAGAGCAGGGAGGCUGCCGCAGGACUGCGCGGAGGCCUUGGCCGCGGCUGCCUGCCUGUGCCUGCGGAGGAGGACCGCCCGCCUGCAGGAGGUAUGUGGCUCUGUGUCUGCCGUGGAAGAGAGGCUCCAAAGUCAGGAGACACCACUCCCUUGGGGUGGGCUUUCUGAGGGCCCCGGCUCUUCCUCCAACAGCCCAGAGGAAACAGAUGACGUUGACAAUUCCAGCCUUGACAACUCCUCCUCCAUGAGGGCGGGGACAGCUGCCUCACCUCUUCCCACUGAGAAUGGAGAAAGCAGGCUGCAGGCCACUGGGGAAAUGGAGGCUGACUCCUCCUCUGAGGCCUGUGCCUGCCUGGAGCCUCCCCAGGAUGCUACAGAGACUUCAUGGAAAAUUGAGAUCAACGAGGCCAAAAGGAAACUGAUGGAGAAUAUUCUGCUCUACAAAGAGGAGAAACUGGACAGCAUUGAGCUUUUUGGCCCGUGAGGACUGGAGCACAGAUGAGGAUCCUUGUUCUUAAUUGGAAAGACGAUUGUCAACUCAAGAAAAAGGUCUGAGGCAGAAUCCAAGAUCUGCUAUGCAAUACACAAACCAAACAUCAGCUUUCCUGAAAGGGAGAAAAACUUCCCAUUUCACCAGAAUGAGUUGGGGGAGAGGAGACCUCAGCUUUUAGAGACAAAAAAAAAUCCAUGAAGUCCUCUUCAUUUCUGGUAUUUAUUAGUCAGAGCAGGGUAUCAGAGACUGAAGCGGAAACCAUGCUACAUGGGCCCAGGAUGUGGGUGAUUUUGUGGUUCCAGGGAGCACGUGAUGAUAACUACCCCAGCAGAUGCUGUUGCCUCAGCAGUUCUUGCCCCUCGACAACUGACGGAGCAUUAUGCAACACCAAUGGCAUUUUCCAAAGUUAAGACAUCUGGGUCAUAUUUGUCAACAGGUGCCUGUAAACUCCCAUGCUCUGAAAGAUUUUCAACUGUGUCCCGAUGCAGUUCUUGACUUACCUCUCAAGGUCUCAGGUUUUACAAAUGCCAGACACCUGACAAAGGGCUCUGAAGACUUUCCACUUCCUCUAUGGGAAAUCUUGCAACCUGCAGAUAUUUAUUUAUUUAAGUUCCUGCUCAGCACCUUUAUCCUCCCAUCCCACUAGUGCUAAUAUUUUGAAUGGAGCUUUCAUUUUGAGAAUGUCUUAUUUAUGGCUGGAUGAAGAAUCAGGAGAACUCAUUUCAUGUCUGAUUCUGCUGCUAAAUAAGUCACUCAUUUAAUUUCUGGGACCUCAGUUUCCUUGUAAGUAAGAUAACACCUGCUUGUUCUCGCUCCCUGGGCUGUUGGGAGGAACAGUUGAGACUGGCUACAGAAGUACUUGGAAAAUGCCUUGUCCUGUUUUAUAAAAUAAAUAAAAAUGUAUUAAACGUGUAUUUCUGUCAUGUACCUAACGUUCAUGCAGUGGGUAUAUUUCUGAUAAGUCAUGUUGCAAAUCUUUAUGUGAAACUAAUGCUAUUUUAAAUUCAUUGAGAGAA
Cynocephalus volans (Philippine flying lemur) is the source of this 2957-nucleotide messenger RNA. It is a transcript of the gene IRAK2, whose product is annotated as interleukin 1 receptor associated kinase 2. NCBI's taxonomy places the organism in Eukaryota, Metazoa, Chordata, Mammalia, Dermoptera, Cynocephalidae. The transcript has 13 exons. Gene Ontology annotation, cellular component: plasma membrane; nucleus; cytoplasm. Gene Ontology annotation, molecular function: protein binding; protein kinase activity; ATP binding. Gene Ontology annotation, biological process: cellular response to lipopolysaccharide; interleukin-1-mediated signaling pathway; intracellular signal transduction. The record is from RefSeq and is a predicted model, not a curated record. The coding region runs from base 64 to 1932 and encodes 622 amino acids.